This is a messenger RNA of Talaromyces marneffei, 339 nucleotides long. RefSeq lists its product as uncharacterized. Bases 1 to 339 code for a protein of 112 amino acids. The record is from RefSeq and is a predicted model, not a curated record. The transcript is spliced from 2 exons. NCBI's taxonomy places the organism in Eukaryota, Fungi, Ascomycota, Eurotiomycetes, Eurotiales, Trichocomaceae. Gene Ontology annotation, cellular component: membrane.
AUGGUCUCUCAAGAUUUCACCAUCACCUCCGCCGGCGCCCUCUCCGCCCUGACCUCCCUCGGCGGCAUAAUCGGCUACGCACGAACAGGCUCCAUCCCCUCCAUUGUAGCCGGUCUCUCUGUUGGCGCUCUCUACCUCCUGAGUCUGCUCCGCCUACGCAGCAAUCAACCCUACGCCGUGGAGAUCGGACUGCUUGCUUCGACGGUCCUGGCGGGAUCUUCUGUGCCUCGUGCGCUGAGGUUGCGGAAGCCGGUGCCUAUUGCGCUUAGUGUUGUGGCGACCUAUGGAUUGGUGAUUUUUGGGUUGGCGUUUCGCGACAAGAGGGCUGCGAGGAUUUAG